AUGGCUUCUGGUCCAGCUACUCAGUCGCUGAAAUGUGUCGUUACUGGUGACGGUGCCGUUGGCAAGACCUGUCUGCUCAUAUCCUACACUACCAAUGCCUUUCCAGGAGAAUAUAUCCCUACCGUGUUCGACAACUACUCAGCCAGCGUGAUGGUAGAUGGAAAGCCCAUCAGCCUCGGAUUGUGGGAUACGGCCGGUCAGGAGGACUACGACAGACUCCGUCCUCUCUCCUAUCCCCAGACGGACGUGUUCUUGAUAUGUUUCUCCAUCGUCAGCCCGCCAUCUUUUGACAACGUCAAGGCGAAGUGGUACCCUGAGAUCGAACAUCACGCGCCAAACGUACCUAUUAUCCUUGUCGGUACCAAGCUCGACCUGAGGGAAGACAAGGCCACCGCGGACGCUCUUCGGUCCAAGAAGAUGGAGCCGGUCUCAUAUGAACAGGCACUCGCAGUCGCAAAGGAGAUCAAGGCCCAGAAGUACCUUGAAUGCUCUGCUCUCACUCAGCGCAACCUCAAGAGCGUCUUCGAUGAAGCUAUCAGGGCCGUCUUAAACCCCCGCCCGACCCAGAAACCAAAGAGAAAGUGCCAAAUACUCUAG
Microsporum canis CBS 113480 is the source of this 597-nucleotide messenger RNA. RefSeq names its product cell division control protein 42. Gene Ontology annotation, biological process: actin filament organization; regulation of actin cytoskeleton organization; small GTPase-mediated signal transduction. The record is from RefSeq and is a predicted model, not a curated record. Bases 1 to 597 code for a protein of 198 amino acids. Gene Ontology annotation, cellular component: cell projection; cell cortex; plasma membrane. The transcript has 6 exons. NCBI's taxonomy places the organism in Eukaryota, Fungi, Ascomycota, Eurotiomycetes, Onygenales, Arthrodermataceae. Gene Ontology annotation, molecular function: GTPase activity; GTP binding; protein kinase binding.